This is a messenger RNA of Guillardia theta CCMP2712, 795 nucleotides long. RefSeq lists its product as hypothetical. Gene Ontology annotation, molecular function: protein kinase activity; ATP binding. Lineage: Eukaryota; Cryptophyceae; Pyrenomonadales; Geminigeraceae. Gene Ontology annotation, biological process: protein phosphorylation. The annotation marks the transcript as partial. The transcript has 3 exons. The record is from RefSeq and is a predicted model, not a curated record.
UACAAGAUCGGGAAGGAGUUGGGCAAAGGCAGUUUUGGAGUUGUCCGUAUUGCAAAGGCUCGAAAUAGCAAGAAGCUCUUUGCUAUCAAGAUGAUUGCCAAGAACAUGAAGAACUUUGACAAGCAUUCUCUGGAGGUCGAGAUCCGGAUAUUGAAAGCUGCGGACCACCCGAACGUAAUGCGGCUGUAUGGGGUGUAUGACGAGCUGGAAAGGACUUUCCUGAUCCUUGAACUGAUCCGCGGCAGCAACCUGAUGGACCGAAUCCUCAAGACAAAGCUGCUCUUCUCUGAAAGAGAAGCGGCAAAGCUCACCAAGGACGUUGCUGGGGCCCUCCGCACCCUCCACAGCAUCCUGAUCACCCAUCGUGACCUGAAGCCUGAGAAUCUCAUGUACGCCUCCGACGAUCCUGCUAGUCCUGAGUACUCGACCAUCAAGCUCUGCGACUUUGGGCUUGCAAAGAUGUGCUCGUCUCCAAUGGAAAAGAUGACGUCUUUCUGUGGGACGCCUGGGUACAUGGCCCCGGAGGUUUUAGACAAGCAUCGUUCGUACGACAGCAAAGUGGAUGUCUGGUCGCUCGGGGUCAUCCUCUAUGUUUUGCUCUGUGGGUACCUGCCGCACCCUUGGGUGGAGAACGCGGAGACAACGCUGAGGAGAAUGAGGUCGACGGACUUGGAGUUCAAACCCGAGUUCUGGGAGAAGAUCUCGGCUACAUGCAAGGACCUGAUCUGCAAGAUGCUCAGCCUGGAUGCAGCCCAGCGGCUGUCAGCCGCACAAGUUCUGGAGCAUUCCUGGAUC